This is a messenger RNA of Malassezia japonica, 258 nucleotides long. Its product is annotated as glutathionyl-hydroquinone reductase. The record is from RefSeq and is a predicted model, not a curated record. Gene Ontology annotation, molecular function: glutathione transferase activity. Bases 1 to 258 code for a protein of 85 amino acids. The transcript has a single exon. Gene Ontology annotation, cellular component: cytoplasm. Lineage: Eukaryota; Fungi; Basidiomycota; Malasseziomycetes; Malasseziales; Malasseziaceae.
AUGGACCAUACGACGAUUGUGCGUUUCGAUCCCGUGUACUAUUUCCAUUUCAAGUGCAAUCUCGACUCGAUCCGUGGCGGCGCGUUCCCCAACCUACACCGCUGGCUCCGCGAGAUGUACUGGAAGAAUGCUGCCUUCCAAGACACGACCGACUUUACGUCGAUCAAGGACCACUCCUUUGCGAGUCAUCUCAAGGUGAACCCCACCGGUAUUGUGCCUGCCGGCCCUGAGCCGCCCAUUAAGCCGCUCGACAGCUAG